Molecule: messenger RNA, 2969 nt
Organism: Galendromus occidentalis (western predatory mite)
Lineage: Eukaryota; Metazoa; Arthropoda; Arachnida; Mesostigmata; Phytoseiidae
Gene: Kdm3
Product: Lysine demethylase 3
Exons: 8
Coding region: 1-2859 (952 amino acids)
Biological process (GO): regulation of transcription by RNA polymerase II
Cellular component (GO): chromatin; histone deacetylase complex
Molecular function (GO): histone H3K9 demethylase activity; transcription coregulator activity; chromatin DNA binding
Source: RefSeq, a predicted model, not a curated record
AUGUGCGGAGGAGACAACUCGUACAAAGAUCAGCAACACCUCAUCGAGCAGGGACUCAUACCUAAUCCGAUGUACCACACCCAUCCCAAUUUGGCUGCAACGCUCCCAGUUGCUGCUCAUCCAGUCAAUUAUGCGGAUCAAUCUCAGGUCUACGCGGGGGCUUGCACCCUCAAUGGCGCGAUCGAUUAUGGCGUCGUCAACUACUCGAACGGCCAUGAUGACAGUAACAACAUUUCGGUGACGAAUGGAGAAACUCUCAAUGGACGUCCCGAUCGUGUCAAGAGGAGCCUGAGUAUCGACUCGGACAAGAACGUUCACGAGGAGCAGCCGAUAGCCCAAGCCCCCGCGAAUCAAUUAGAUAAGCACAAUCAAUUGAAUUUCUCAAGAGAGCAGGUUCUUGUACAACCGAAAAAACGAGGACGUCGGAAGAAAUCGGUCGACCCAAAUGCUCUCGUGAAGUUCGCCGAGGGCAUUCAUGCCGAAGAGGUCACGCGCCGACCCGUCAGGGAGAAACCCUACGAUCCGUGGGCGGAUCGUAAGGCUUCUGGAAAACCCUUCAUUCAAGACGGGCCUUGUUUCGGUCUUCUGGAUGUUUCCUCUAAGAAGUUUGCCAAGUGCAUUUCGUGCCGUUCGAUGACUGACGAGAACAACGAGUGUCGCUUCAACGAAUUCCGGAAGUUACGCUUUGUCGGAGAUAUGGUGCAAGCUGAGGGUUUCACCGAUUCGGACGACGCCACAGAGAGUGACAUUCGAAUAUGGACUACGGUAUUACGCGAAUCUGUGCCAAAUAACCAGAUGAAAUCCGCCCCAAUGGACUUGAAGACGGCGAGAAUGGUAUUGACGAAUGUCGGCGAUAUACUCUGCGGUAUCGUCAAGCAGGAGAUGGAUGUCAUAGAGCAAUUCAAAAGCUUUCUACCGAAGGAUAUGCCCGUCGGCAAACGGAUACGUUGGAAAAAGGUCUACGGCGUCCGAGAGAUGUGCGACGUUUGCUCCACGACUAUUUUCAAUCUCCAUUGGACUUGCGGUCACUGCGGAUUCGUAUCAUGCACAGACUGCUUCAGAAGUCGAAUGGAUAGAAAAGUCAUGGCUAAAAACACCGACCCGAUCAAGGACGAAUUCCGUUGGCUCUUCUGUGGCAACCCGAAAUCGAUGCGUCCACAUGAGCCACGGAGCUUGAUGAUGACUCAGAUCAUUCCCGGCAAUCUCCUCCAGGAGCUCAAUGCGCGCCAGCAUGAGAUUCGCCGGGAAAGGAAUAUUCCUUCAAAAUGCAGCUGUGCUUCGCUUCCCGACUUGGAAUACGAGAAAGCUGUGAAGCGUGCCGUCACCGCUCACAAGUGUGCUAGCAACACGCUGAAAUCAUUACUGCACUCCACUGGGCCUAAACGCACGACCCAUGGUCGCAAUUUAAGAAAAUCCGACCCAACGAAACAAAUCAAAUCAGAAAGCUCGCUCGACUUUCUCGCAGACAUUGCAACACGUCAGGAAAAUAUUGUUUCGCGAGUGAAAGUCGAGGAAACCGAUUCUUCGCAUUCCCAACCGUGGGAUUCAAUCGUAUUCGAUACUGUAAAAAACACAUUAGAAUUGACCCGAAGGCCGUGCCGUUUGCCAGUAUCAAGUAGUCGUCAUCAGGCUCUGGCUCUACGUUUUUCGCACAAAAUGGAAAGCUCCUCGCAAUACACGGCGCCACAUAAGUGGCUGUGUAAAGGCAAACUCCUACUAUUGCUCGAAGCAACCAACAAGUCAAAUGUCGAAUUGUUCCAAGAGCAGUGGAACCGCGGUCAGCCGAUCAUGGUGGCCCACGUAUCUGAGGUUCUAGAUAUGAAUCUUUGGCACCCAGACGCAUUUCUUAGGGAUUUUGGAGAGCAGAAAAGCUCAUUGGUGGAUUGCAAAACGGGCUCCGACCUGGGCAAGUUCAUUCCAAUGAAGAAAUUCUGGGAAGGAUUCGAGUGUUUCGCGAAGCGGAUGAAAGACCGUGACGGCGACCACAUGUUGUUGAAACUCAAAGACUGGCCGCCGGACGAGAACUUCAGUGAAGUUCUUCCCACGCGUUACGCAGACCUCAUGAAGGCUCUCCCUCUCCCAAUGUAUACUCUGCGAGAAGGUGCUUUGAAUCUCGCAAACAGACUGCCAGAUUGUUUCGUUCCCCCGGAUCUCGGCCCGAAAAUGUACAACGCAUACGGAUCCGCACUCUUCCCCACUAAAGGGACCACAAAUUUGCAUCUCGAUAUGAGCGACGCGGCCAACGUCAUGGUUUACGUCGGGAUUCCAAGAGAUGGGAAUUGUCAACGCCAUAUUGAAGAGGCAUUAAACGCUGUGGAAGAAGCUGGCUGCGACGCCAUACAGAUGAAGCGAGUUCGCGAACAAGGUGCCAGAGUGGGUGCCGUGUGGCAUAUAUUCGAUGCGCAAGACGCGGAGCCCAUCCGUCAAUUGCUCCGGAAAGUCACGGUGGAAAAGGGGAACAGAUUAGAAACGAACUCAGACCCUAUCCACGAUCAACUCUGGUAUCUCGAUCGGGAGCUCCGGAAGAGAUUGUGGAAAGAAUAUGGAGUUGAGGGAUACGCGAUCGCUCAGUGUUUGGGCGACACGGUCUUCAUACCCGCGGGGGCCCCCCACCAAGUGCGGAACCUUCACUCUUGUAUUAAAGUGGCCGAGGACUUCGUUUCUCCCGAGAAUCUGGCGCAUUGUCUGAGACUCACGAACGAAUUCCGCUUUCUAUCCGAUUCGCACACGAACCACGAGGAUAAACUCCAGAUCAAAAACGUGGUCUAUCAUGCUGUGAAAGAUGCCGUUUGUUCACUUAUCGGGGGAAGCGAUGCAGUGUCGAGACUGGUCAACGACGAUUGUGACGCUACGUUGUAGAACGCCGUAAUCUGAGAGAUUAAGGCAUUUGUACAUACUGGAGAAUAACGUACAGCUUGAGGAUGCAGAGAUGUGUAAUUAGUGGAUCUAUGUAGCUCCUUCGGUCGCAG